Messenger RNA from Saxophila tyrrhenica, 816 nucleotides. RefSeq lists its product as uncharacterized. Bases 1 to 816 code for a protein of 271 amino acids. Lineage: Eukaryota; Fungi; Ascomycota; Dothideomycetes; Mycosphaerellales; Extremaceae. The record is from RefSeq and is a predicted model, not a curated record. The transcript is spliced from 3 exons.
AUGAACUCAGUCACAGCCAAUCUAGCCAAAAUCCUCCUCAUCGCCCUAACCGCCUCCUCAUUCCGCCCGCAAAUCCAUGAAAUUCGAAAACGCAGCAGCGGCGAAGGCAUCUCCCUAACCUACAUCCUGCUCAACCUCGUCCUCGCAACAGAACAACUGGCCAUCUACACCCACAUCAUCAUCUUCGACUACAAAGGCGGCGAGGAGAGCAUUAUCGCCAACCCGCCGGGGUUCGGGGACUGGUUGAACUGGACUCAGUUUGUUGUUACCUGGCUGGGGCAGUUGACGCUGUUUGUGGAAGUCUUCCGUUUCCCGCCCCCCCGGCCAUUAGAGAGGACAUGGGGCCUGAUGUUCUACAUCUUCUUCCUCUGCAUCUCGCUCCUGCCCAUCAUCCUCGAACUCGUCACUGAACCGCCUUGGCGGGAACACAGAGCCUACGACGGCUGGUUCGGCGGGCUGUUCAUCGGCGGCCAUAUUCUUUUCGUCAGCCCGGUCGUGACUUUCCUUGGACUUCUAUCGCUGUUCGUCCAGCUGUGGGAGACAUUGUCCCGGGAUACCCUGGGUGCGCUUAGUACAGAGGGACUCGCAUGGCAGGCCGUUGUCUUUGCUGUCGUGGGUGUGAGCUGGGUGUUCAGGAUGGGGGCGCCGAGUCGUCCUGGCUUCUUCUCAGGUUUCAUGAAUUGGUUGUCAAUGGUUGGUUGGGCCGCGCUGGAUAAUCUUGUGUUUGCUUUUGUGCAGGGGUUGUUGUUCUUCGUUGCUAAAGGACGGAUUGGCUCGAAUAGUAUUGCGGGCGAGGUGGCACCGCUGCUAGAGUAG